Molecule: messenger RNA, 501 nt
Organism: Parasteatoda tepidariorum (common house spider)
Lineage: Eukaryota; Metazoa; Arthropoda; Arachnida; Araneae; Theridiidae
Source: RefSeq, a predicted model, not a curated record
CAAUUUUCUUCUUCUUUCAGGUUAUGCUAUGGUUGUAAGAGGGAAUGAGGCUAAGAAUAAUUUUGCGAGAUUUCAAACACCUUUUAUCACAACAACGGGAAUAACACAAGGUUGCAUAAAAUUCAAAUACUUCAUAGAAGGCAGAACUCCGGCAUCCAUUGCUGUCAUAAAACAAGGCGCUGUCACACAAUAUUUAUUUGCUACUGCACGCAGAACUGAAGACAAAUGGGAAGUGGCAGAAAUCGAUGUGGAAUUUUUAGGAGAUCAAGUAAUGUUCUACUUUGAAGCAGACACAAGAACUCAAGAUUUUGGAAGCAGUUUGGUUGCAUUUACAGAUUUGGUCAUUACUUCAAGCCCUUGUACACAUAAUCAUUAUGGUUAAAUAGUUAUUUAAUUAAAUCAUAGAAGCAAUGUGUAGUGCCAGUUAAUGUAAAAAAGGCUGAAUAAAUUAAAUUAUUUAAUCUUUGUAGCAAAAAUAAACAUUAUAAUUAAUAGAAUAUA